Populus euphratica (Euphrates poplar) is the source of this 2518-nucleotide messenger RNA. Its product is annotated as lysosomal beta glucosidase-like. NCBI's taxonomy places the organism in Eukaryota, Viridiplantae, Streptophyta, Magnoliopsida, Malpighiales, Salicaceae. The record is from RefSeq and is a predicted model, not a curated record. Bases 146 to 1975 code for a protein of 609 amino acids. The transcript is spliced from 9 exons. Gene Ontology annotation, molecular function: beta-glucosidase activity. Gene Ontology annotation, biological process: glucan catabolic process.
CUACCGCCAUUUUCCCACUAUAAAAUAAUGCAAGGAGCACCUUUGACUACGUAUCUUCUCUUGCUCGUGUCUUUCUCCUUUUCAAUCAUUCAAAGCAAAUUGGGCCCAAACAUUUAGAUUAGUUCCAGACAGUUAGAUCAGACCAAUGGAAAGCAGCAGCUGCAUUUACAAAGACCCCAAUUCACCCAUUGAAGCUCGUGUAAAGGACCUUCUUUCAAGAAUGACUUUGAAAGAGAAGGUUGCCCAGAUGACCCAAAUCGAACGCUCUGUUGCCACUCCCCACUAUCUUCAGGAUCUCGGAAUUGGGAGUGUAAUGAACGUUGGAGGCAGCGCACCUUUUUCAAAUGCAAAGUCGUCUGACUGGGCGGAUAUGGUUGAUUGGUUUCAAAAGUUAGCACUUCAGUCGCGGCUUGGUAUACCCAUUGUAUAUGGGAUUGAUGCUGUUCAUGGUAAUAAUGGUGUUUAUGGUACCACCAUAUUUCCUCACAAUGUUGGCCUUGGAGCCACCAGAGAUGCAGAUUUGGUGCGGAGGAUAGGUGUUGCAACAGCUCUUGAAGUUAGGGCUUGUGGCAUUCAGUAUACGUUUGCUCCGUGUGUGGCUGUAUGCAGGGAUCCCCGGUGGGGAAGAUGCUAUGAGAGCUACAGUGAAGACACUAACAUAGUUAGAGAGAUGGCCUCUAUUGUUACAGGCUUGCAGGGACAGCCACCUGAAGGACACCCAAAUGGCUACCCGUUUUUGGCAGGAAGAAACAAUGUUAUUGCCUGUGCUAAGCAUUUUGUUGGAGAUGGGGGUACUCACAAAGGUUUAAAUGAGGGGGAUACUAUAUUGUCUUAUGAGGAUCUAGAGAGGAUUCACAUGGCACCAUAUCUAGACUGUAUUUCCCAGGGUGUUGGCACUAUUAUGGUUUCUUAUUCUAGUUGGAAUGGACUCCAACUGCACGCUCACCAUUUUCUCCUGACAGAAGUUUUGAAAGAUAAGUUAGGUUUUAAGGGUUUUGUGAUUUCUGACUGGGAAGCACUAGACCGGCUCAGUAAACCUCUCGGGUCAAACUAUCGUCGCUGUGUUUCCACUGCUGUUAAUGCUGGAAUUGACAUGGUAAUGGUGGGGCAAAAACAUGGAGAAUUUGUGGAAGAUCUGAUUUUUCUGGCAGAAUCAGGGGAGAUCCCGAUGACCAGGAUUGAUGAUGCUGUUGAAAGAAUACUGAGAGUGAAGUUUGUGGCUGGUCUUUUCGAAUAUCCCUUUGCUGAUAGAUCUUUACUAGAUAUAGUUGGUUGCAAGCUGCAUAGAGAACUGGCACGUGAAGCAGUUCACAAGUCCUUAGUUCUCUUAAAAAAUGGGAAGGAUCCAAAGAAACCACUUCUUCCACUAGAUAGAAGUGCUAAGAAGAUUCUUGUUGCUGGAACACAUGCUGAUGAUCUUGGAUAUCAAUGUGGAGGUUGGACCAUAGCCUGGAAUGGGAUGAGUGGCAGAAUCACCAUUGGGACAACUAUCUUGGAUGCCAUUAAGGAAGCAAUAGGAGAGGAAACCGAGGUGAUUUAUGAAAAAAUUCCAUCACCAGACACCUUAGCAAGCCAAGAUUUUUCUUUUGCCAUUGUAGCCGUUGGUGAAGAUCCUUAUGCAGAAUUCACUGGUGACAAUUCAGAGCUUGCAAUCCCCUUUAACGGGGCUGAUAUAAUAAGCUCAGUCGCUGAUAAAAUCCCCACAUUGGUUAUUCUGAUAUCUGGAAGACCUUUGGUUAUAGAACCAUGGCUCUUGGAAAAGAUAGAUGGUCUCAUUGCUGCUUGGUUGCCUGGAACUGAAGGAGAGGGGAUUACAGAUGUUAUAUUUGGAGAUUAUGAUUUUAGUGGCCGACUGCCCGUGACAUGGUUUAGAAAGGUUGAGCAAUUGCCAAUGAAUUUCAGAGAUAAUUCAGAUGAACCUCUAUUUCCAUUAGGCUUUGGGUUAACAUGCAAAGCGGGCAAUUCUUUUGACUGAAAAAAUUGAAGGCCCAGAUAAGCCCAAGGUCCAAUAUUUUGGAUCAAGUAGGGCAGCAAAUAAGGGUUCCUAUCGUUAAAUUCCAAGAACCAAUUCUAUGCUUGUCAUAUACUUCAUUCCAAGCUCGGUCUGCAAACCCUCGGUGGUCUAUAUCCGUAUUUUCUCCAAGCUGUUUCAUUGUUCGACAUAUAAUUAAUAGUGAACUUGGUUUUGAGAUUACAAUAAUGAGGAGGUUAUGUGAGAUGGAUAUAUCACAUCAAUGUUGCAAGUGUGCAAAUCUCUUUCAAUAAAAGGAAAGGGAAUUUGGAAGACUAAGAAUUGCAGAAUCAGAUUCGCAACCACAAUAAUCUAUCAUGGUAUGCUCUUUUUUUCAUCCAUUUUCUCUUGUCCCAAGAUGCCUCUAAUUGUGGUACUGGAGUCUCUUUGUUUUACUCGAAAGGGCAUUAAUGUUAUAUAUAGAUGGAAUGCUGCUUCUGCUUUCCAUUGCUUCUUCUUUUGCUUGUGUGUAAAAUUAAGCCCUCGAUAAGUAAUUAUUCUUCGAUC